Molecule: messenger RNA, 1023 nt
Organism: Humulus lupulus (European hop)
Lineage: Eukaryota; Viridiplantae; Streptophyta; Magnoliopsida; Rosales; Cannabaceae
Product: succinate dehydrogenase subunit 5, mitochondrial
Exons: 4
Coding region: 90-815 (241 amino acids)
Biological process (GO): tricarboxylic acid cycle
Cellular component (GO): respiratory chain complex II (succinate dehydrogenase)
Source: RefSeq, a predicted model, not a curated record
CUUUCUAUCUUGCCCUUCCAUUUUCUUUGUUCCAAACUUCUCAUUGUUAUUUCUCCUUCCCAACUCUCUUCCUCUUUCGCACGAGAAAAAUGGAGAAGAUGAUACCUCUCAGAUCACUGUACCGCUCACUGUGGUGUAGAUCUUAUCACAUGGCCGCCGUCAAUCACCAAAUGCUCCGCCAUUACUACGCCGGUCGAUGCCUCCCCAAUUUUUCAUCCCCGCCCACCUCAGUUACUUCUCGCCACGCCCUCGUCUCUUCUGAUUGCAGGUCUCCUCUUUCAUUGGGUUUGGGAAGUACACGAUCUUAUAGUGAAGAUGUAACUCACUUGCCUGUCAUAACGGACCCUGAUCUACAUAGGGCUUUUAAGGAUUUGUUGGCUGCUAAUUGGGAUGACCUCCCUAAUAGUCUUGUCUAUGAAGUAAAGGCUGCGUUGUCCAAGAGUACCGAUGACAAUGCUGGAAAGGAGGCUUUAACAAAUGUUUUUCGUGCUGCUGAAGCAUCCGAGGAAUUUGGUGAGAUCAUCAUGAAUUUAAAGAUGGAGUUUGAUGACACUGUUGGAAUGAGUGGCGAGAAUAUAAAGCCCUUGUCAAAAGAGCAUGCGAAUGCACUUCAAACAAUUUUCAGUCGCUACAAUGCCUAUUUGGAAGCAUUUGGGCCUGAUGAGACCUAUUUGCGAAAGAAAGUGGAGACAGAACUGGGAUCAAAGAUGAUAUACUUGAAGAUGAGAUGCGGUGGCUUAAGUUCUGACUGGGGAAAGGUAUCAGUUCUAGGAACCUCUGGGCUUGCUGGGUCAUAUGUCGAGAAAAGAGCUUAACUCCAUAGCUUUGACAAUUUUCAAAAUAGUUGUGGGUUUUCUUGUGUUUGAAAUCGUGUUUCUGAAUAUUUGGAGGAAGAUCGAUGUAUCCUUUCCUCAGAAGCCAUAAUUUUCAGGUUGAUAGCAGUUCAGUUCAAUAAGAGCUUAUCUUUGUCAACGAUAAUGCAAUCUAUAACAGUUGAGUUCAAUAAGAGCCCAUCUUUGUCAA